Chinchilla lanigera (long-tailed chinchilla) is the source of this 1733-nucleotide messenger RNA. It is a transcript of the gene Lrrc57, whose product is annotated as leucine rich repeat containing 57. The record is from RefSeq and is a predicted model, not a curated record. Lineage: Eukaryota; Metazoa; Chordata; Mammalia; Rodentia; Chinchillidae. Gene Ontology annotation, molecular function: protein binding. Bases 22 to 867 code for a protein of 281 amino acids. The transcript has 6 exons.
GCGUAGGCUCGGCGCGAGAAGAUGACGCCACUGCGCGGUCCGGCGCGGGCGGAAGCCCUGGGAGCGCAUCCCGGACUAGCUCGGGUGCAGGGCAUUCUGCUGAGGAGUGCUCUCUCUUCCGAGCGGGACCUGAAGCGCGGCACUAAGAUGGGAAACAGUGCCCUCCGAGCUCAUGUGGAAACGGCGCAGAAAACGGGUGUCUUUCAGCUUAAGGAUCGUGGACUGACCGAGUUCCCCGCAGAGUUGCAGAAGCUGACGAGCAACCUUAGGACUAUCGACUUGUCCAACAACAAGAUCGAGAAUCUCCCGCCUCUGCUGAUAGGGAAGUUCACUCUGCUGAAGAGCCUGUCCCUGAACAGCAACAAACUGACUGUUCUACCGGAUGAGUUAUGCAAUCUGAAAAAACUUGAGACGCUUAGCCUAAACAACAAUCUCCUAAGAGAACUGCCAGCUACCUUUGGGCAGCUCUCUGCCCUCAAGACCCUGAGCCUGUCUGGGAACCAACUGGGAGCACUGCCACCCCAACUUUGUAGCCUCCGGCACCUGGAUGUGAUGGAUCUCUCUAAGAACCGGAUUCGGAGUAUACCUGACCUAGUCGGGGAGCUGCAGGUCAUUGAGCUCAACCUCAACCAGAACCAGAUAUCUCAGAUCUCAGUAAAGAUAUCUUGCUGUCCUCGCCUUAAAGUUCUUCGCCUGGAGGAGAACUGUCUGGAACUCAGCAUGCUUCCACAGAGCAUCCUCAGUGAUUCCCAGAUCUGUCUGCUCGCUGUGGAAGGCAAUCUUUUUGAAAUAAAGAAACUUCGAGAACUGGAAGGCUAUGAUAAGUACAUGGAGAGGUUCACAGCCACCAAGAAGAAGUUUGCAUGAUCUCCAGGUCUGUGGGAACCUGACAUGGAACCCUGCUUGGAAACUGGCUGCAUCAGAGACUCCUGUUGUGCAUGCAGGAUAUUUGCAGUAAGAAGAUGACACUCCAGGAGAUCAUAUUUCACUCAAUAAUCUUCCUUUUCAGGGCUAUCUCACAUAAGCCAAAAGAAAAGGAGUCAGGAGACAUAAAGAGUGCUCCACUUCGAGUCACGGAUAGGCAAUGGACAGUGUUGCUCCUCAACACCAGUAUGUAGUUGCUAUUUAUGAGGUGCGGGAUGCUGCCUAACAGAAUAGCUGCACCACAGCUUGAGACUGCUUUAUUUCAAUGUGAGCUUUCAUAAAGUUGGCUGCCAUUCCACCUCUGUGUUCGUACUUCAUAUUUUUAUGACAUUCAUGUAAGUUGUGAGAAGCUGGUAUAGUUAAUCCUAGGAUUUAUUAUUCCAGUACAUCAGUUCAGUUGCAGUGUUUAUACUUUGAGUUUGGGAUGUAUCUGUAUGGCUGUCUUGACUAAAGUGUGCUUUAAUUAGAAAAGCACCAAUACUACACUAAGAGAUGCUCCUGAAGGCUGCAGUAGCAAUUUGUUUACUAUUGCAGGUGCCUUACUGGUGGAGGGCUCUGAAAAGCUAAAACUGUAUAUGCAACACUUAUAAAAUAUAAGAGAGAUUGUAAUAAUCAAGAUUUUCUUGAAGCUUUGUUAAACAAAUUAUGUCUUAUUUCUGGUAGUCUUUCCUCAUUUUUGUAUUUAUAACUCUACUAAUAAAAUUACCUUCAGAAAAUAAUUGCUAUAAUAUUUUUAAGAUGACCUAUGUUUAUUAAGUUUAUUCUCUGAAUGAGAAUGAUUCUUUACUAAAUAAAUAAUUUUUAAUGAA